CGUUGCAGUACAGUAAUUUCUUUCUCUUACGUCUCUUCCUCUCUCUUUCCUGUGACAGUCCUCCAUCUCUGCACCCCAAAUAAAACACCGAGCUUUGUUAAUCAAUAUAUUUUUUUUAAUGCGAAAUUCGUAAAUUGAAACAGGUUAUUGGUGAUCUCCCUGGGUCUUUUUUAUUCUGGCAUACACUUUGGGAUCAAAAUUUGAGGGUUUCUUUCUCUUCUUCUUCCGCGAAAGGCAUGUUUCUUUUUAAUUAUUAUUGUUGUUGUUGUUGUUGUUGUUGUUGUUGUUUAUGGGUUUUUGUGGUAUUUGUGCUCUAGAUUUGGGUUUGGAAACAAAUUGAGAAGCGUCAAUCUACAUUUUGGGCUAUGAUUAUGUGACUUUACUUUCGAUUUUUGAUUUGUGGGUUUUUAUAUAUAUAAAUAUAAAUAUUUGAUUGGUUCUGGUGGAUUAACAAAGAAGAUGAAGAAUUUGACUCUGUUAAACAUGAAUUUUGAAAAUCAUGUCAUAAAAACUUCUCUGGUUUUGAAACGUAGCUCGAUAUCAUUCCAAUGUUAUUGUUCAUAGUUGACUAGCUAGCCUGCUUAGUUAGUACUUCGUAUCAUAACUACUUUUUUUAAAAAAAAUAUUAGCAUAAAUACUUAUUUCAAUCAAGAAAGUAAUAAGAUCUUCGAGUGACAGCUAAAGUUAUAACUCAAUUGUGUUUGAGAGGCUAUUAAGAUGAUGAGGGCUUGGUGUUAAAUGGUGUGGCAUUCAUUUGAUGAUACUGCAUUAUUAUAAAAUUUAAUGUCAGUUUAUAUUAAUGGGGUUUUUCUUUCCUUUUUAAUAGAUUGUAAUGAUACAAAGUUUUUAAAUCUGAAGUAGCAAAAGCAGGAUCCAAGGAUGUUGCAACCAGAAGAAAUUUUGAAUCAGAAGUCUCGAAAGAAGAAGACACAAAACCGAAAGGCUCCUAUGCUUGCUGCUAAUGCAGGUCAAGAUGUACAAGGUUCUAUGCCAAUGAAAACAGCGCAAAAGGCUCCUAAAAGAAAUGUGAUGAAUGCAGUUUCUCCAUUGGUUCACCAAUCAGAUAGGUCAAACUCAGAUUCUAUGCCGGAUUCUUCAACGUCUGGGAAUGAGUAUCGAGCGCUCAGGAGGAAGUAUUUGCUGCUUGAGGAAGAGAGUUUCACAUUGGGCGGAGACUUGAGAACAAUCGAAGAGGAGGUUAACACCCUUGAAAAUGAAAAGUUUGCACUCUUGGACAAGCUUGUUGUGUUAGAAGGCCUGGUUGAUCCUUCCGAGUUAAAGUCUCAGGGGAAAUUAUAACUCAUUAGUUUCUUACAUCAUCACAGCUUGUUGUGAUUCUAUACGAGUAUAUGUUUGCAGAUAUGGAUCAAUGUUGAGCUCGGACAGGUAGUCAGCUCUUCAGAACUUCUUUUAUUUUGGGUAGUAAAUGUAUGAUGAAUUAGUGAAAUGAAUAUGUCUUCUGAUCUUGUAAAUAGAGGUGGAUUAAACAGACAGCUUGCUCGUUGGUUUUGUUUAUUGUUUUUAACUCUUAGAUAAUAUACAAUGUACAAUUCUGAGAUGAUCUCGAAAUGGGAAAUUCAUUGAUAAUCUUCUUAGA
Molecule: messenger RNA, 1597 nt
Organism: Cannabis sativa
Lineage: Eukaryota; Viridiplantae; Streptophyta; Magnoliopsida; Rosales; Cannabaceae
Exons: 2
Coding region: 880-1299 (139 amino acids)
Source: RefSeq, a predicted model, not a curated record